AUUCGCUACAAGGAGGAGUUUGAGAAGAACAAGGGGAAAGGCUUCAGCGUUGUGGCUGACACCCCGGAGCUGCAGAGAAUCAAAAAGACUCAGGAUCAGAUCAGCAACCAGCACCAGCCGCCUCAUCACGUCCAACCCAGCAACGCGGGUACGCAGCAGCAGCCGCCGUCGUCUCAGUCCUACAGCUACAAGGAGCCCGCGGCACCAGCCUCUACACAGCGCAAUGCUCCUUCUGGAGGGGGGAAGCGUUUCCGCGCCGUCUACGAUUACAACGCUGCCGACGAGGACGAGGUCUCUUUCCAGGACGGCGACACCAUCAUCAACGUGCAGCAGAUCGACGACGGGUGGAUGUACGGCACGGUGGAGCGCACGGGCGACACGGGCAUGCUCCCCGCCAACUACGUGGAGGCUAUCUGA
This is a messenger RNA of Eurypyga helias (sunbittern), 417 nucleotides long. RefSeq names its product LIM and SH3 protein 1 (gene LASP1). The record is from RefSeq and is a predicted model, not a curated record. Gene Ontology annotation, cellular component: focal adhesion. Lineage: Eukaryota; Metazoa; Chordata; Aves; Eurypygiformes; Eurypygidae. Gene Ontology annotation, molecular function: actin filament binding. The transcript has 4 exons. The annotation marks the transcript as partial.